Metopolophium dirhodum (rose-grain aphid) is the source of this 1299-nucleotide messenger RNA. Its product is annotated as legumain-like. The record is from RefSeq and is a predicted model, not a curated record. The transcript has 8 exons. The coding region runs from base 61 to 1092 and encodes 343 amino acids. Gene Ontology annotation, molecular function: cysteine-type endopeptidase activity. NCBI's taxonomy places the organism in Eukaryota, Metazoa, Arthropoda, Insecta, Hemiptera, Aphididae. Gene Ontology annotation, biological process: vacuolar protein processing.
CAUCAUUAGAUCGGUUUACUUUCAAAAUAUAUUAUUAUUAUACGUUUUUACGACCGAACCAUGUUUUUAAUAUCGUGGAUUUUAUCUGCGUUUUUUAUCGCAAUAGUAUUCAGCGCUCGUAUAAGCGAAAACAAAACGAGUAAAUUUUCUCAAAAUAUAUGGGCUGUUCUCGUAGCUGGCUCACACAAGUGGAUGCGGUACAGACAUCAGUCCAAUGUAUGUCAUGCUUACAAAAUACUGAGAGAAAAUGGCAUUCCAAAAGAAUGUAUUAUUACAUUUAUGUACGAUGAUAUUGCAUACAAUUCAGAAAAUCCCGAACCUGGUGUGAUUAGAAACGAGCCAAAUGGUACAAAUGUAUAUGAAGGUGUACCAAUUGAUUACUCUGGUGAAAAUGUCAGAAAAGAUGUAUUUUUAGACGUCAUUCAAGGAUACAAGAUGAAGGUAAAAGGAAUCGGAAGUGAACGAGUGGUAUUUAGUACGAAUAAAGAUAAUAUUUUAAUUUUCCACACGGGUCUUGGAGGCCAUGGUGGAAUGAUUGAAUUCCCGGAUUCCGGCGAAGACACCUUUUUGCACGGAUACCAACUUGUAACAACUUUUAAACAAAUGCACAGUCGUAAUAGCUAUAAAAAUAUAUUGAUGUACUUAGAAUCGAGUCAUUCUGGUGCCAUGUUUGGAAACGGUACGCUUCCUCAUAAUAUAAACGUCUUGGCGAUUACCGCCGGUGGAUCAGACGAAGACACAUACGGAACGUAUUGUGAUAUGACCAUAGAACCGUGUCUCGCCGGUCUAUUUUCAUUCGCUUGGAUGAAUUAUGCCGAAAACAAUCCUGACGGAUUGAGGAAGAGUCAAAGCGUAUUCGACCAUUUCGACUACGUCCGAGACGCUGUGUCCAACACGGCUAAAGAACACCCUCAACUCUACGGUGACUGGAACAUCGGAAGGUUACCGAUUAGUCAAUUCAUUGGUUACCAGCAUCGCGACACGCCGAGUUCAAAAACGAUGAAAACAAAACUCAUCAGUGACGCUUCCACGGACCACUUGACUUUCGACAAAGACGCGAUAAUUGCAGCAGAUGAAGCCCAUGUUGAGUAAAAUGUAAAUCAACGUUUGACGUAAUAGCUGAUUUAUGUAUUUUACGUAUGCUGUGAGAACAGUUAUGGUCAAUAACUUAUAAUAUUUAUAAAUAUAAGACUAUGGUUUUGAAAUAUAAUUUAAUAUUAUAUUAUAGGUAUACGAUAAUAUAUAAUAUAUAAUAUAAAACAAUAUUUUGAUUGAAUACAUUAAAUACAUUAGAAUUGA